Suillus subaureus is the source of this 699-nucleotide messenger RNA. RefSeq names its product cytochrome b-c1 complex subunit 8. The coding region runs from base 97 to 462 and encodes 121 amino acids. Lineage: Eukaryota; Fungi; Basidiomycota; Agaricomycetes; Boletales; Suillaceae. The record is from RefSeq and is a predicted model, not a curated record. Gene Ontology annotation, biological process: mitochondrial electron transport, ubiquinol to cytochrome c. The transcript has 4 exons.
AGUUGUCCUUGUUUGUUCCUGCCGGAAAACAUCGGGUCUAAACAUCCAACGCCGCACCUACCAUUCAGCCAACGUCGGUGUACCACUUCGCCCAUCAUGCGUCCCACCGCUGCACGUCUAAAUGGAAUGCCUGGACGUAUGUUUUUCUCUUUUUUUUUUUUGCUAUGGAACAGUUGUGCUAAUUUCGAGCUUACAGCUAAAUCAUUUUGCCCUUGGUGGGGUGACACCAGCAUGCAAAAACAGAGAGGAGUUGUUGUUUACACUGUCUCUCCAUUCAGGCAGCGGGGCUCAAAAGGCAUAAUUAAAGGCUGGCUAUUCAACGGCUACAGGCGUCUUGCUGCCCAAGUUCCCUACUGGAUAGUCCCCUUUGCUAUUGGAUAUGGAACGUACACUUGGGCUAAACGUCGUGACGCUUGGCAGAACAGCAAGGCUGGACAUAUUGCGCUGGGUGACCACCACUGAGGUAUCUUGUUAGAUUCGCCAGUUCCGAAAUAGACUUGUUUUCUUUCACGUCUUCCUGGUAACUGAUUGGGCGUGUGUCCUAAACCGGACUGUUCGUUCCCCUCCUGAGUUGGCUGGAUUCUAGCUCCUACACGUAACUCGAUGACACCAUACCAGUAAACGGUGGUCUAAUAUUUGAUGCAUGAUUAUGCGAAAGCCAGACUUGUCAUUCUAAGGAGCAAUCUGACCUGAACGCUA